Molecule: messenger RNA, 1614 nt
Organism: Brenthis ino (lesser marbled fritillary)
Lineage: Eukaryota; Metazoa; Arthropoda; Insecta; Lepidoptera; Nymphalidae
Source: the annotation of a GenBank genome assembly
AUGGCGCUCUACGCCCGUGUCGCUCCUCUGGUCGCGUGUCUCUUAUUUGCCUGCGCGUUGGCCGAUGGACACCGUUGGCGACGACAAGCGGAUGACUCCAAGAAAGAGGAAAGCCUGGAACAAGAGCUAUGCAAGGACAAGGACGCGGGCGAAUGGUUCCGGCUGGUAUCCGGCGACGGCGACAACUGUCGCGACGUCAUCCAGUGCACCGCCUCGGGUAUACAAGCUAUCCGUUGUCCAGCCGGUCUAUUCUUCGAUAUUGAGAAGCAAACUUGCGACUGGAAGGAGGCAGUUAAAAACUGCAAAUUGAAGAAUAAGGAACGUAAAGUAAAGCCUCUGCUGUACACUGACGAACCUCUCUGCCAAGAUGGCUUCUUGGCAUGCGGUGACUCCACUUGUAUUGAACGUGGUCUUUUCUGUAACGGUGAAAAAGAUUGUGCUGAUGGAUCAGACGAAAACUCAUGUGAUAUCGACAAUGACCCUAACAGAGCUCCUCCAUGCGAUACUUCUCAGUGUGUGUUACCCGAUUGCUUCUGCUCAGAAGACGGCACCGUAAUUCCAGGAGACUUGCCUGCUAGAGAUGUACCUCAGAUGAUCACUAUAACUUUUGAUGACGCUAUCAACAAUAACAACAUUGAAUUGUACAAAGAAAUAUUCAAUGGAAAACGUAAAAAUCCAAAUGGUUGUGACAUCAAGGCCACAUUCUUUAUUUCACACAAGUACACGAACUACUCAGCCGUGCAAGAAACCCACAGAAAGGGACACGAAAUCGCCGUACACUCAAUCACACACAAUGACGAUGAACGUUUUUGGAGCAACGCCACCGUCGAUGACUGGGGUAAGGAAAUGGCUGGUAUGAGAGUCAUCAUCGAAAAAUUCUCAAACAUUACUGACAACAGUGUAGUAGGUGUCCGUGCCCCAUAUCUCCGCGUUGGAGGCAACAAUCAAUUUACAAUGAUGGAAGAACAAGCUUUCCUUUACGACAGUACUAUCACUGCCCCUCUCUCUAAUCCUCCUUUAUGGCCUUAUACUAUGUACUUCCGCAUGCCCCACCGCUGUCACGGUAACUUACAAAGCUGUCCAACAAGAAGUCAUGCAGUUUGGGAAAUGGUAAUGAAUGAACUUGAUCGCCGUGAAGACCCUAAUAACGACGAAUCAAUACCCGGAUGUGCCAUGGUGGACUCUUGUUCGAACAUUUUAACUGGAGACCAGUUCUACAACUUCCUUAAUCAUAAUUUCGACCGUCACUACGACCAAAAUAGAGCUCCGCUAGGACUUUAUUUCCAUGCAGCUUGGUUAAAAAAUAACCCCGAGUUCUUGGAAGCGUUCUUAUAUUGGAUUGAUGAAAUUCUUCAGACACAUAAUGACGUAUUCUUUGUUACAAUGACUCAAGUUAUCCAAUGGAUACAAAAUCCUCGCACUAUUUCCGAAGCAAAGAACUUUGAGCCAUGGAGAGAAAAGUGUGCUGUUGAAGGCACCCAGGCUUGUUGGGUACCCCACUCAUGCAAGCUCAUAUCAAAGGAGGUUCCCGGCGAAACCAUCAAUUUACAGACAUGUGUCAGGUGCCCAGUCAAUUACCCCUGGCUCAAUGACCCCACGGGCGAUGGUCAUUAU